CCAGGUCUGACACAGGAGGCCGAUAUAAAACAGGGCCAAUGAGAGCGCUAACCAAUGAGAAAGCUCAUCGUUGGACCAAUCAUACGCCGGAAAGCGUUGCGAGCUUCUCCAGAAUUGGUUAAUGACCCGGUUUGAAAGGCGAAUCCCGUGCUGAAUUGGGAGCUCCGCGCGGCUGUGACUGACUCCGUGUGCCACUUGUACAGCGCGGGAGAGAUGGGCAGCGCACUGAUAUCUCAAUAGGGGGGAUUCGUCUCUUUUCCAACAAUCUGCUCCCCCCUCCUCUGUGAUUUUAACCUCUCCCUGAAUAAUGAAAGGGCUGCUGUGAGCGCGUUUAUCCGGAGUGCAGAGGGGUGAUCGAGCAGCAGUUUUUUGAGGGGCUGCCACCCAUCUGCUGAGCCAUUUCUUCUCUCCUUGAGCCCUGCCUGAUCUUGUAAGCCGGGGACCCUUUGUAAUAGCACAGCUCUCUGACUCCAUGGCUCAGGCGGAGGUACAGUAUGUGCUACAGUAUGUGCUACAGUAUGUGCUUACACUCCUUACAGUGGGCUGCUGACACUUUGCAGAGGCUUUAGAGGGGCUGCUGGGAAAUGAAGUUCAGUAGCAGCUACAAGAAAUGCAGAUGAAUCUGAAAAGAGUUUCUAACCACCCGGCCUUACCAUCUCCGACUUCAAGAUUAAUACUUCACAAAUGGUUGUUAGCCCAGUCUAGCUGUAUUUUGAACUGAUCUCUUCACUUUCCUCUACAUGGCCAUUCUACUGGUUUCCGCUCUACUUCUACUGACUCCGAGUCAGGUUGCUCCUGAUGAUCAUCUGCUGAAGAAUGCUUCAAAUGUGGAUGUUCUCAAGUUUGAAGUAGGAGUACUCAGCAAUACAAGUGAGCAUUAUUCAACACAAGUCCAGCCACCUGGUACAAGUCAUCAUAUACCUCAAACAAUAAUUGUAGGAGUCCGCAAGGGUGGCACCAGAGCACUGCUGGAGAUGCUUGACAUCCAUCCUAAUAUUGUGGUAGCAGCGACAGAAGUACAUUUUUUUGACUGGGAUGAGAAUUACGUCAAAGGGAUAGAAUGGUACCGAAACCUGAUGCCUUUCUCCUAUGAAAAUCAAAUUACCAUUGAAAAGACACCAGGUUACUUUACCUCUCUACAUGCACCUGAACGGAUUCAUAAUAUGAAUAGUUCGAUUAAACUGCUUAUUAUCUUGAGAGACCCCACUGAGAGGGUUAUAUCUGAUUAUACCCAAGUAUACUAUAACAGACUAGAAAAUCGUAAAUCUGUGCAACGUUUUGAGGACAUCGUUAUUAAAAAUGGUGCACUCAAUACCAAAUAUAAAGCCAUCCAAAGGAGCUUGUAUGAUAUGCACAUGGAAAGAUGGCUGAAAUAUUUCAAUCUGGAUCAGAUUCAUAUUGUCGAUGGUAACACUUUAAUAAAACGACCGCUGAAGGAAUUACAGAAGGUCGAGAGAUUUCUAAAUCUCCCACCAAAAAUUGUAUCUUCAAACUUCUACUUCAAUCAGACCAAGGGGUUUUACUGUAUUAGAAGUGACGGUAGAGAAAGAUGCCUACAUGAGUCUAAGGGUCGCCCUCAUCCUGUAGUGAACAGAACGGUUCUAGAACAACUUUAUUCUUACUUCAGAGAACAUAAUAGAAAUUUUUAUAAAAUGGUUAAUCAGUCUUUUGACUGGCACUGAUGCAACUGUGACUUCAAGUAAACAGAAGAAAAGUAAGCUGGGAUGUACAGCUACUAGAUGGUCAGUGGCGGAACUACCAGGGGAGCAGGGGGUGCGAGCGGGCCAGGGCCCGCACCCCCUCAGGGCCCCCCAGCAGUCCGUUCGCCAUUGAAAACUCGGCCAAAUGCGGCCGUAAGGAGGGAGGCGGGGCCGGCUGCUCGUCACGCACCAGGGCCCGCCCCCCUCAACGAACGCUACUGUAGAUGGUUAUACAAUUAAUUUAUAAAUACUUGAAGAAAUGCACUUAUUAGUCUACACAAUUUUAUGAAGUUCUUUCUUAAGUUAUAAGGCCAUAAAAUGGAAAGUCUAUUCUGAUAUUUGCACAAGUUGAAACAAUUUGUAAAAAAAACUAAAUUGAAGGGAAAGGAUGCCACAAAAUAAGUUGAACUUAAGCAGAUUCAGCAAAUAUUUAUCCUCGUGCCACCAACUAAUUAAACCAAAAGAAACCUGAAGUUAGAUUUAUUGUUCUAACAACAAGGUAUUAAACUCCCAGAUUAAUGGAUACGGAGAAGCCAAAUUUUUGAAAUGUGUAGAUUUUAGCUGAACCAUCUAAUUUUGCUAAGUACUGCUUUUAUAACUGAUAACCAGAAACCUUAUUCAGACAUUUUUUGAUUACACAAUAAAAGGAAUGUAAGCCACCAGUGUCUUAUUUAUAGUAACUUGAUUUCCCCCAUCUUCUAUGAAGAUGCUUCUAAUUAGCUUACAGUUGUAGUCUUGUUAAAGUUGCCAGUGGCCACAAACAUUCUUCUCACAUCUACUGUAGUUUUUCUCAUGUAUAAUUCUGUUUACAAGACAGAAAACAGGGCAUGGCCUAACAGUCCAGGACCAGUAGGCUGUAAAAUGUAACUUUCUGUAGUAAGGAAAACUCACAAAGCCUAGGUAUUGUCACCAAUAAAAAAGAUUUGAAAUAUAAA
Messenger RNA from Xenopus laevis (African clawed frog), 2635 nucleotides. RefSeq names its product provisional ortholog of heparan sulfate-glucosamine 3-sulfotransferase 1 S homeolog (gene hs3st1l.S). Gene Ontology annotation, biological process: heparan sulfate proteoglycan biosynthetic process; glycosaminoglycan biosynthetic process. Gene Ontology annotation, cellular component: Golgi apparatus; Golgi lumen. NCBI's taxonomy places the organism in Eukaryota, Metazoa, Chordata, Amphibia, Anura, Pipidae. Gene Ontology annotation, molecular function: sulfotransferase activity; [heparan sulfate]-glucosamine 3-sulfotransferase activity. The record is from RefSeq and is a predicted model, not a curated record. The transcript is spliced from 2 exons. The coding region runs from base 741 to 1682 and encodes 313 amino acids.